AUCAUUGAAUAUCAUAAUUGGAUGUGAUUCUGAUGAGGUUUGGACCGAUUGGAGCGGUUAUUGUUAGUGGGCCGAUUUCCGUUCUUAUGCGGACUUCACCUUUACUUGUUAUUUUAAGGUGCAAAAGUUCAUGAUCGAUGUAACUAUGCAUGUGUCGAAUUAACUGGUUACAUGCCACUCCGUUUUCAAGACACAUUUAAUGAAAUAAGCGAAGAUGAUAUAUGUCGAUAUUUAAAUGAAAUUGCUUUGUCAAAAGAUGAACAAACAAAAAUAGAAAAUGAUAUCAAACAACUAUUAGCAAAUUUUGAAUACUCCCAUAUAAAAAAACUAACUAUGGACCGAAAAUAUCGAUUACGAUCUUCUUCCGUUGCUUCGGCUGCUGCAUCUCGCUCGGAUAAGACCGACAGCAGUGAGGUUAAAACAACCACAAGACAAAAACGUAAGCGAGCACCUUCAGUCAAAACGGUAACUGUUGUUGAAAAAAAAUCAAAAGUAGCCAGUAAAAAAAGUAAACCGGAUACUGACGUUAAUAAUGGACCAAAAGAAAAUUCAAAAUUGAAGAAUGAUAAUAAUGAAAUGAAUAAGAAUGAUAUAACUGUAUCUUCGCCAAUUAGUGCUACUAGUAAAAAACCAAUUACGGGCGAUGAUUUGUCAUUAUUCAAUCUCAUAACUGAUCCGUCCUGGCAAAAACAAUUGAAACCGUUAUUUGAAAACCAUAAAACAGCAAAGGAUAUUCAAUCAUUUCUUGAAAAAGAAUGGUUGGGAAAAAAAUUAAUUUUCCCAAUGAAAGAAAACAUAUUUGAGGCAUUUAAUCAAACACCAUUCGACAAAGUUAAAGUAGUUCUUUUGGGUCAAGAUCCAUACCAUGAUGACGGUCAAGCUCAUGGUUUAGCCUUUAGUGUUCCUAGAACAUUUGGUUCAUCAUUACCGCCAUCAUUAAAAAAUAUAUACAAAGAACUUGAGCGUGAUAUUGAAGGUUUUAAAAUACCAAACCAUGGCUGUUUGGAAGAUUGGACAAAACAAGGUGUAUUGCUCUUGAAUGCCGCACUAACUGUCGAGGCUCAUCAGGCAAAUUCACAUUCUCGAAUCGGAUGGCAUGCAUUCACAGAUAAUAUUAUUGAAAUUCUAUCCAAAGAACGAGAUGGUUUGGUGUUUUUGUUAUGGGGUAAUUUUGCUCAUAAAAAAGAAAAAUUAAUUGAUACAACUAAACAUACAAUCAUCAAAAGUUCUCAUCCAUCACCACUUAGUUUUGCCAGAUUUUUUGGUUGUAAAUGCUUUUCGCAAGCAAAUAAGGCCCUAGUUAAUUACGGAAAAGAUCCGAUAGAUUGGUCAAUUCAGUAG
Didymodactylos carnosus is the source of this 1341-nucleotide messenger RNA. NCBI's taxonomy places the organism in Eukaryota, Metazoa, Rotifera, Eurotatoria, Philodinida, Philodinidae. The record is from the annotation of a GenBank genome assembly.